Messenger RNA from Linepithema humile (Argentine ant), 2322 nucleotides. RefSeq lists its product as uncharacterized. Gene Ontology annotation, biological process: long-chain fatty acid metabolic process; fatty-acyl-CoA biosynthetic process. NCBI's taxonomy places the organism in Eukaryota, Metazoa, Arthropoda, Insecta, Hymenoptera, Formicidae. The record is from RefSeq and is a predicted model, not a curated record. Gene Ontology annotation, molecular function: long-chain fatty acid-CoA ligase activity.
UUGCAGUUUCAUUUAAGCAUUCGUAUCGUUUAGCUGGAUCGUUUGGCUGCUACAAAAUAGACAAAGUUGUUAUAAAAAUGUACGAGCAAGAAACAGCAACUGAUAAUACCAAGGUACAAAGUUCCAAAUUCAAGGGAACUAUCAAAGACAAUAUUUUAAUAGGGCCAGAAUGUCCUAUAUAUAGAGGAAAUGUCACUAUCAGUGAAACGAUACUCAAUACUUUUAAAAGCAAACCAGAUUUCGUCGGUCAGAUUGAUGCCAUUACGGGUAAACAUAACACUUUCGGCGAAAUGAGUGAACGCAGCAUUAAAUGCGCUCUUUGGUUAAAGAAACAGGGUGUAAAGCCGGGUGAUGUAAUUGGCUUUUGCACCGACAAUAAUCUCGACUCGAUCUUAGCUUUAUUAGGUACAAUGUACUUAGGUGCCAUAUAUAAUACGUGGGACCACAAACUUUCUCCAAUGACAGCAAAAUAUUUCCUCUCCCUGACAUCGCCAACAAUAAUUUUCUCAAUUCCGUUAUCGGCCGCAAGUUUAACGGAAGCCGCAAAGGAACUAAAAAUAAAUGUGAAAAUAGUGGUUUUCGACAAGCUAGAUGGAUACGAAUCGUUCGAAGACAUCUUGAAAAAUCACGAUAGUCGCGAGAUCACUGAAUUCAAAUGUGCACCACUCAACAACCUAGACGAGAUUGCUUUGAUCGUUCUUUCUUCAGGUACUACAGGUAUGCCAAAGGCUACUGAGAUCUCACAUUCUUCUAUCAUCCAAAAUUGCAUGCCUCCCGAGAAAAUCAAAGACGUAGAAGGCCACAUUUUUCUGCUUACAUCAACAAUACGUUGGCAGCAUGGUGUGACGCAAAUAUUAAGAGCUAUCUUGGCGUACUCCACCAGAAUUGUUUUACCAGAUAUUGCGGCAGACGGGGCAGAGGGUGCAAAUGACGAUGUAUUUUGCGAUAUCGUCCAAAAAUAUGGAAUAACUUUACUUGCUGUUGAUCCGUUCUUGUUAAUUCGAUUCAUUAAGACUGAUUUAUUGGAAAGGUAUCAAUUACCAACCGUAAAGAAGAUAUUUAUUUCUGGUUCAAUAUUUCGAAAACAGCAUCAAGAAGAAGUGGCUAAGAAAUUACCACAUGUUCUCAUACUUAAUGUUUACGGAUCUACCGAUGCAGGAGGUGUACUGACUCAGCAAAACAAAUAUAGCAAACCGGGAUCUAUUGGUUUUGUGAUUUCUAACGUCCGUAUGAAAGUGGCAAAUGUGGAAACUGGGAAAGCUUUAGAAGCUAAUAAAGUUGGGGAAUUACGCGUUAAAGUGCCAUUUGUAAUGAACGGAUAUCAUAAAGAUCCUGAAGCAACCAAACGAACUUUCGAUUCUGAUGGUUGGUUAUGCACCGGCGACAUGGGAUACUAUGACGAAGACGGGGAACUUUUUGUCAUCGACAGGAUAUCCGAGUUUAUUAUUUUUAGGUCAAUCAAUGUUUCACCCGCAGAAAUUGAGACUGUAUUAUACACUCAUCCCGCAGUAUUUCAAGCAGUGGUGAUAGGAAAACCUCAUGAAAUCGAUGGACAACAUCCAAUGGCUGCCGUCUCUCUAAUGCCAGGCAAAACGGUAUCGGAGCAGGAACUUAUCAGUUUUGUGGAAAAAAACCUGCCUGAUCAUUGUAAACUUCGCGCUGGUGUUAAAUUUCUUAAUAAAUUGCCGCGCACGACUACUGGCAAAAUCUCGAAGAAGCAGCUACGAGAUAUGUUUGUGAAUUAACUAUGACAAACUAUAAACUAUAUAAUAUAUAAUAUAUAUUAUAGCUUAGCAAAAAUUAUAAAUUUUUAUAAAAAGUUUAAAGUAAUAAUGCAAUUAAACACGUAGUUCAAUCAAGCUCGUCAAUCAUAACUAUCAGUAAUAUCGAUAAUUUAACAAACAUUAUUUUCACAACUGUGCACUUAGAAUUUCCCUCACGAAAUGUUUUCAUCUAAAAUUUUCCUCGCGUGUACUUAGCGCAUUACUGGCCCCGAUUCUUUUUAACUGACUAGCACGAUGCCGUGACGUGCCUUUCAGGCAAACAAUACCGAGGCAUCAAGAACGUCUACGCGCUUCAUCCGCCGAAUACAAUAUUCCAACAAGCCGUUUCGUGGCCAUGCCGGUUAGUGAAACAAGAUUGUUACGCCCGCCUGCUGUUGCUGUCAGCAACAUUUUCCGUUCAAAUACGGAAUUUCCGCUGCUUCCUUAGCGUGUAAAACAAGUCCUAAAAUUUGGACGCAGAUGAUAGAGAUUACGUUCGCUCGUCGCAUCAGAUAUUCUUUAACCAUAAAAGAACAAUAAGAACUAUUGUACAGAACUU